ACAUGAAUUAAUUAAGAUUGUGGGGUUAACUUUGUCACCCAGCCAAAUUUCUUCUUCUUUUCAUAUUCUGUACUUGCAGAAGCAAACCCAGUUCAUUUUCUUCUACUUCUUGCUUUGAGUUUCAAGGAAUUCACAAUUUUCAUGGAGUAAAAGCCUGAGGAUUCAGCAGUACUUGAAGUCGAAGAAAAAUGGAUGUAAAAGAAAUUGUUGAACCAGAAGGCAAGCUCACAUUGCCACCACCUCCUGGUUCUAUUGUUGCAAUAGCUGUCAAGGGAAAUGGAAAAAGCAAAAGUGUUGUUUCAUGGACAUUGGAAAAGUUUGUUCAUGAGGGAAUCACUUUGUUCAAGUUGUUACAUGUCUGCCCGAGGAUUACUGCAGUCCCUACACCAAUGGGAAAUUUCAUUCCUAUUUCACAAGUACGUGAGGAUGUAGCAGCUGCUUAUAAGCAGGAAGUGGAAUGGCGGAGAAGUAAAAUGUUGCAGCCUUAUAAAAAGAUGUGUGUUCAGAAAAAGGUGCAGGUUGAUGUAACAGUAAUUGAAUCGGACGAUGUUGCAAAAGCAAUUGCAGAUGAGGUUGCAAAUUGCUCCAUUAACAAGCUUGUUAUCGGUGCUGCAUCUUGCAUCAUGUUUUCAAGGAAAAUUAAGAAGGAUGAUCUUUCCUCGAGAAUCUCAGCUUGUACUCCAAGCUUUUGUACUAUCUAUGCUGUUUCAAAAGGAAGAUUGUCAUCCAUCCGUCCAUCUGACUUGGUUACAAAUGCAAGUACUAAAGGUGACUGCAGUGACACAAGUUGCUCUAACAACAGUUCAUCAAGUUACAGUUGCGGCUCACAAACAGAUCUUCACUCCAUAUCUUCCUAUUCUCAUUUCCAUUCUCCUUCCCUGCCAAUUCAGCGAUCUCAGGCUCUUUCAACCAUAAACAAGACUCUUUUUUGUUCAACAAUAAACUCAACUGAGCUUAAUCGUUCAAGCUGCCAGUCUUUGGAUUCUGAGGGAGGUCAGGAUUCCAUGAGUUCCUGUCUCAAUAGUUUAGAAGUUGGACAGCCAGUCAGUGAAAGUUCAAGUUACUGGAGUCUCAUAACAGAUAACCACAGUUUGUCUGAACAUAUUUUCAUCUCAGAUGUGCUAACUGACUGUUCUUCUUCUGUGAGCCAGGAAGAUAUUAGCUUUGAGCUAGAAAAGCUAAGAACUGAACUCAGACAUGUUCGAGGAAUGUAUGCAAUAGCUCAGAGUGAGGCAAUUGAUGCUUCUCGACAGAUGAGCAAUUUGAAUAAACUUCAAUUAGAGGAAGCAGCUAAGCUCAAAGGGAUACACCUCAUGGAGGAGAAAGCCUUAGAAUCAGCUAGACAAGAGAAGGAAAAAUAUGAAGCUGCAAAAAGGGAAGCCGAGCAUGUGAGGGAAUGUACUGAAAGAGAAGUUUUACGAAGAAGAGAAGCAGAGUUUGAAGCUCUGCGUGCAGCUAAAGAGAAAGACAAGUUUGAGAAUGCUCUUUUGGGUUCUCUUCAGCAAUAUCAGGAGUUUACAUGGGAAGAGAUUGUUUCUGCCACCUCAUCAUUCUCAGAAAACCUUAGAAUCGGAAUGGGUGCAUAUGGAACUGUCUAUAAGUGCAGUUUGCAUCAUACAGUUGCAGCAGUAAAAGUUCUCCGAUCCAAAGGGAAUCACGAAAAUAAGCAAUUCCAGAAGGAGAUUGAAAUCUUGAGCAGAAUUCGCCAUCCACAUUUGCUUCUCCUUCUUGGUGCUUGUCCUGCACAUGGUUGCCUUAUUUAUGAAUACAUGGAGAAUGGUAGCUUGGAGGAUAGGUUAUUUCAAAAGAACAAUACACUGCCCAUCCCCUGGUAUGAUCGGUUCCGAAUUGCUUGGGAAGUAGCCUCAGCUCUUGUUUUUCUUCACAACUCAAAGCCAAACCCCAUUAUCCAUCGUGACCUGAAGCCGGCAAACAUCUUGCUCGAUCUUAACUUAGUGAGCAAGAUUGGUGAUGUUGGCCUCUCAACAAUGGUGAAUCAAGACUCUCUCUGCGAAUCCUCUGCAUACAUGGCUACAGGGCCUGUUGGGACACUUAGCUAUAUGGAUCCCGAAUAUCAAAGAACAGGGCUGAUUUCUCCAAAAUCUGAUGUUUAUGCUUUUGGGAUGGUAAUUUUACAAUUAUUGACAGCAAAGCCGGCAAUAUCUCUAGCUCAUAUGGUGGAAACAGCAAUUGAGGAGGACACUUUGGUGGAAAUUUUAGAUUCCCAAGCCGGGAAUUGGCCAACUGAAGAGACAAAAGAGUUGGCAUUGUUGGGACUGAGCUGUGCAGAGCUUCGACGUCGGGACAGACCUGACUUAAAAGAUCAGGUACUUCCUACACUGAAGAGACUGAAGGAUACUGCUGACAGAGCUCGAAAUUCAAUUUCAAGUAUUAAAUCUGCAACUCCUGCACACUUCAUAUGCCCAAUACUGAAGGAUGUGAUGAGUGAGCCUUGUGUUGCUGCGGAUGGUUACACCUAUGAUCGCAAAGCAAUGGAGGAAUGGCUUCAAGAAAAAGAUACAUCUCCAAUGACCAAUUUACCUUUGACAAGCAAGGACCUCUUUCCAAAUUACUCACUUCUUUCUGCAAUCAUGGAAUGGAAGAAGUCCAAACAACGUUAGUAGUAGUUUCUUCAGUCAUAAUCAUUCAGGUUGCAUGAAAAACUUAGCUGCACUCGAAAAGUGUCCACAUUCUGUCAAUAUAGUUUCUUAGUUUUUUUCCUUCUUUAUCAUCUCUGAUAGCAAAAGGAAGAUUAUGUGAACAUGACUUAUGCUAUUGAUAAUUGUAAAAUGACAAUUAUAUGCACAAAUAAUGAACACAAAUAAUAACAUAUCACUAUGAUUAGGUGAUUUUGAAAUAAAGAUAAAACAAUACUUAAUCACAUGGUGAUAUGUUAUUGUUUGUGUGUAAAUUUAUGUUCAUUGUUUGUGUACAUAGGAUUACUCAUUGUAAAGAGAAAGAAGAUAGUAAUUGAAAUAAAAGGAAUGUUAUAUAUCA
This is a messenger RNA of Mangifera indica (mango), 2997 nucleotides long. Its product is annotated as U-box domain-containing protein 35. The transcript has 10 exons. The coding region runs from base 189 to 2621 and encodes 810 amino acids. NCBI's taxonomy places the organism in Eukaryota, Viridiplantae, Streptophyta, Magnoliopsida, Sapindales, Anacardiaceae. Gene Ontology annotation, molecular function: ubiquitin-protein transferase activity; protein kinase activity; ATP binding. The record is from RefSeq and is a predicted model, not a curated record. Gene Ontology annotation, biological process: protein ubiquitination; protein phosphorylation.